Perca fluviatilis (European perch) is the source of this 4684-nucleotide messenger RNA. RefSeq names its product ribosomal protein S6 kinase, polypeptide 5 (gene rps6ka5). The record is from RefSeq and is a predicted model, not a curated record. The coding region runs from base 221 to 2647 and encodes 808 amino acids. Gene Ontology annotation, molecular function: ATP binding; magnesium ion binding; protein serine/threonine kinase activity. The transcript is spliced from 17 exons. Gene Ontology annotation, biological process: protein phosphorylation; intracellular signal transduction; regulation of DNA-templated transcription. Lineage: Eukaryota; Metazoa; Chordata; Actinopteri; Perciformes; Percidae.
UGCUGGAAGAAGCAAGUGUUUCCUUUGGGCUUGCUUGCUGCUACGUUUAGUAGCAACGUUCUGCCCAUAUAUCUGUUAAGUUUGGCGCGUAACUAACAAGCGUUAAACUAUCUUGCCUAAUAAUAUUUUUUCUGCAUGUUAAUAUUGCAAAUUAGCUGGCGAGGUGAACGUAACCUUGUCUGAAAAGCAUCUUUUAACAUAAUUGGAACACGAAAUUACGAUGCCAUCCCCGAUGGAGGGAUCUUCCAGAGAAGGUGACCUCUUUACCGUGAAACAUGAGCUGAAAAAUGCCAACCUGACGGGCCAUGUGGAGAGGGUGGGCAUUGAAAACUUUGAGCUAUUAAAGGUGCUGGGCACAGGAGCUUAUGGCAAGGUGUUCCUGGUGAGGAAAGUGAGUGGUCACGAUGCAGGAAAGCUGUAUGCCAUGAAGGUUUUGAAGAAGGCCACUAUUGUACAAAAGGCAAAGACUGCCGAACACACGCGGUCAGAGCGUCAAGUGCUGGAGCACAUCCGCCAGUCUCCGUUCCUCGUCACACUUCACUAUGCCUUCCAGACGGAUACCAAGCUGCACCUGAUUCUCGAUUAUGUAAAUGGUGGGGAGCUCUUCACACAUUUGGUGCAGAGGGUGCGAUUUAAGGAACAAGAAGUCGCCUUGUACAGUGGAGAGAUUGUGUUGGCACUAGAACAUCUACAUGAGCUUGGGAUUGUCUACCGGGAUCUGAAACUUGAGAAUAUUCUGCUGGAUUCGAGUGGUCAUAUAGUUCUCACAGACUUUGGUCUCAGUAAAGAAUUUGAUCAGGUGGAAAGGGCGUUUUCUGUUUGUGGCACCAUUGAAUAUAUGGCUCCAGAAAUUGUGGAAGGAGGAGAGUCUGGACAUGACAAGGCGGUGGACUGGUGGAGCCUCGGCGUGUUGAUGUACGAGCUUUUGACUGGCGGAUCGCCCUUCACUGUUGAUGGAGAUGAGAACUCGCACACAGACAUUGCCAAGAGGAUUUCAAAAAAGGAUCCUCCUUUCCCCAAAGAUAUGGGACCUCUGGCCAAAGACCUCAUCCAGCGACUCCUCAUCAAAGAUCCAAAGAAGAGAUUGGGCUCAGGUCCUAAUGGAGCAGAGAAUGUGAAAAAACACCCAUUUUACCAGAAAAUAAACUGGGAGGACUUGGCAGCUAAGAAGGUGCCUGCCCCAUUCAAGCCGGUGAUUCGGGAUGAGCUGGAUGUCAGCAACUUUGCAGAAGAGUUCACAGAGAUGGACCCCACCUACUCUCCGGCAGCUCUGCCUCAGAAUUGUGACCGCAUCUUCCAGGGCUACUCUUUCAUGGCCCCCUCUAUCCUGUUCAAGAGGAAUGUGGUGAUGGACGACUCUGUCCAGCUGUGUGGGGGCUCUGAGAGGCCGGGCUCUGCUGCGGUGGCCCGCAGCGCCAUGAUAAAGGACUCACCUUUCUAUAUGAGUUAUGAGAUGGACCUGAAGGACAGUGCUUUAGGAGAGGGUAGCUUUUCCAUCUGCAGACGGUGCACACACAAGAAGACCGGACAGAAAUACGCAGUCAAGAUUGUCAGCAAGAGGAUGGAGGCACAGACUCAGCGGGAAGUAGCAGCCCUGAAGCUCUGCGAUGGCCACCCUAACAUUGUCAAGUUACAUGAAAUUUACCACGACCAGCUCCACACAUACCUGGUUCUGGAGCUUCUUGGUGGAGGGGAGCUGCUGGAGAGGAUCCGCAGAAAGCAACAUUUCAGCGAAACCGAGGCCAGCCGCAUCAUGCGAAAACUGGUGUCGGCCGUCAGUCACAUGCACGACGUAGGAGUGGUGCAUAGGGACCUUAAACCAGAGAACCUGCUCUUCACAGACGAGAGUGAGAACUCUGAGAUCAAAAUCAUAGACUUUGGCUUUGCUCGCCUCAAACCACCAGACAAUCAGCUCCUGAAGACUCCCUGCUUCACCCUGCACUACGCAGCACCAGAGAUACUCAAGUAUGACGGCUACGACGAGUCCUGUGACCUGUGGAGUCUGGGAGUUAUUCUGUACACCAUGCUGUCUGGCCAGGUGCCUUUUCAGUGUCAGGAGAAGAGCCUGACUCACACCAGUGCUGAGGAAAUUAUGAAGAAAAUCAAACAGGGGGACUUCUCUUUUGAAGGCGAGGCCUGGAGAAAUGUGUCCCAGCAGGCCAAGGACCUGAUACAAGAGCUGCUGACCGUGGACCCAAACAAGAGGAUUAAGAUGUGUGGCCUACGUUACAAUGCCUGGCUCCAGGACGACAGCCAGCUGUCCUCCAACCCACUCAUGACCCCGGACAUUCUUGGCUCCUCUACUGCCUCUGUCCACACUUACGUCAAAGCUACCUUUCAUGCAUUUAACAAAUGUAAGCGGGAAGGCUUCCGCCUGCAGACGGUGGACAAAGCGCCACUAGCCAAGAGGAGGAAGAUGAAAAAGACAAGUACCAGCACAGAGACCCGCAGCAGUUCCAGUGAGAGCACCCAUUCCUCGUCCUCCUCCUCCCAGUCUCAGGAGAAGACUUUUCCAGAGGACAACACCAAGCUGCAGCCCUCUAACAGCACCCCUCUCAUCGUGCCCGCCAACACACCCGCGGCCCUGGGGACAGACUCUGAGCACCAACCAAUGCAUCCAGCCUUUCACUUCUCAGAAGAACAGUGAGACAGCGAGAGGAAAAAGGGAGAUUCAGACAGCUUCAUGACCCACAGGACGGCUUGGAACAUUGUGGAGACCGCUCUCUUCUUCUUCUCUCUGUCCCCGGCAGCUCUCUGCCUCUGGCUUGAUUGCAUGGACGUCCGCACGUCUCCAAAACCAAGCAUGCAGCAGGAGCAGCAACCGUCACCUCAGUAUCUAUCAAUCAAUCAAUCAAUCAAUCAUCACUAGCAAUAGCCUAUCCCUUUUCUUUCUCUUUCACUUUCAAAGACGGACUGUGUCAAUCAGGGACUGGACCAGGAAGAAGUUGUCACCAGUGUCCAAAAUGAAAAGGGCUGCCCUACUGCCCCAGGUCCAGACAAACAAUGGAGAGCCAUCUUCAGUCUCUUCAUAGAAUCGCAGCUCUCGCUCUGUCCGCUCCAUUUACCUGUCUCUGUCCAUGCCUCCAGAGGUUUUAAAAGGGAACGUUGUAGUGUUUACACCAUGGAUGCUUUGUAUUUUUUUGUCAAAGGGAGAGCAGAAAUGCAACGGGCUGCUGCGUAACGUGGGUCCUUUUCUGGGAAGUCUCUGCAAGAUGGAGCAGGGUAUUUAUAUGUGAAUUUUACAACUGAGAUUUAUUUAUGAUAAGCUAUAUUGUUAACUUAUUUAUGGUUCAGACUGAUCUAAAAAUAAAUAGUGAAUAUAGUGAGUCUUCAGAAAAAAAAAAGACAUUUUGUGUAUGUGUGUGUUUUCCUAUCAGCUCUAAAGACUGUUUCCAUGUAGUCAGAUGGUUGUUAAUUCAUCUUUGUAAUCAUCUUAGACAUGAAUGCUUGAAGUAGGUUAGAGACACAGUUAUGUAGACAUUGUAAGACUAUUAUAGGCAAGAAGAGAUUAACACCAUUCGCUACUGGUUAAUGGAUGUCAAAUUUAUGGUGGCUGGUGAAUUUUGAGAUUGAACUGCUGCUGUGUCCAGUUGUCAAAAAAAGUAAUUUCCUUGUUUAAAGAAGCAAAAGUGUAAACAUUUUUUUUUUUUUUUAAAAGCAACCAAAUGUGGAUGUACUAUGUUCAGCCAAAUCUGGGGUUUUAUUGUUCUAUGGGGAGUACAGCUGCCCGAGGGGAUGUGACCCUACAAGAGCUAUAUUUAGACUUAUUUUUGCCUCCAGUGUGGGAGUAUGACCACUGCUGUUCUUCAUAGUCUGAUCAUUCAUGUCAGCAUAAGCCCAGCAGAUUUGCCUUGUGUGGUAUAGGACUUAAUUGCCUCAUUAUCACUACAACCAAUUGGAUUGAACAGAAUAUCCCUAAUGGAAAAUUCCAAUCAGCUUAGUGUGAGGUGAAUGCGUCAAGGAAUUUAGGUUGAGUUUUUUUGAGAUCCAAGACGCCAAAGGGCAGCUUCAAGUAGCUUCCUUUACAGAUGAAAGAAAAUGAAAAGGUUUAUGUGCCAAAAAAUGCAAUUAAAUCAGGUAAUGGACAGGUUUGAGUCUAUGAGUUAAGGGUGGUGAGACAUUAGGAUAUUUUAAGGCAAUAUAGUUGCCCCUUGUGUCACUGCCCAAAGUCUUACAACCACUGCAAAACAUCUACCCUUAAUGAAAACAGUCCAUGAGGACAGACCUCAAACAAACACUCCUUCUAUUAUGACACCAUCCCUUGCUCUAUUUACCAUGUUGUACUGCAUGACUGAAAUGGUGAUCUUUGCACUGUGUGACAGCUCUCACUUUGAGGCAGAUAUCUGGUUAGUGUUAAGUGCAUGAUGUUAUCUGAAACUUUAUUUUUUUGUUUUGUUUUCUGGGCUUUUUUUUUUUUUGGCAGAUUCUUACUUUAUUUAUUGUGAGUUUGUUUACUUGCUUAUUUCAAUAUCCCCGAUUUAAUUCGGGACUUUGAAGUUUUGCCCCAAUGUUACAAUACUGGUGUUAGCCAGGAUAGUUUGGCAAGUAAAUGUAAUGGGUAUUUGUGUUCAGUACUAUAUGUGAAGCUGCCUAGAACCAGUUUCUCCUGCUCAAUCAGGAUAGAAAUUCCAAGUUGGACUACUGUGUGCAUUUAAAUACAAUUCCUCAUCUUCUUCCAUUUUAA